UUGUGUUUAGGCACUGAAAAUCACAAGAAAUUCAUUUCUAUUUCAGGGAGAGGGAGAUAAAGGGGAGAGGUAAAAUGGGCACUAAGAACUAUGCAUUACUUCAAGUAAGUUGCAACAUACACAAACCUUCAAUAACCCCUAUGAAACUUGAUAAUCUAAGAGCUUUGUUGUCAUCAUCGUCUUCUUCUCAAGUCAAGCCAUUGUCAAAGGAGUUGGAGCGCAUUACAACCUUGGUAAAGCAUGUUCCAACUAUGAUUAAGAAGACUUGUGUGGGAGUGUUAGAGGCUUUUGUGGACUCAACUUUUGAAUUUGUAGACCAACCAUUACUCCCCUCGCAGAGUAAUUUUUGUCCGGUGGAAGAGAUCGGAGAAGCUGUUGGGGUGACUACUAUCGAAGGGAAAAUUCCUGAGGAUUUCCCCAUUGGAGUUUACGUAAGAAAUGGCCCAAACCCUCUAUUUGGGGGAUUAAAGUCGACGAAAUCUAUGUUUGGGAAGUCAAGCCACGUUUGGAUAGAAGGAGAAGGAAUGCUUCAUGGUUUGUACUUGGUCAAAGAUAGACGGACUGCUGCCUGGAACAUUUCGUACAAAAACAAACACGUCCAAACAGAUACUUUCAACCUGGAAAAAGUUCGAAAGAAACCAGGUUUUCUUCCCGCAAUUGAAGGUGACUCUCUUGCUGUUGUGCUCGCUUACCUUUUAAAUAUGUUGAGAUUUGGCGAAGUGAACAAGUAUCUAAGCAAUACCAAUGUUUUUGAGCAUUCAAACAAGUAUUACUCAAUUGCAGAGAACCACUUGCCCCAAGAGAUAGACAUCUUUUCUCUUGAAACGCUGCGUAAUUGGAACCUAAAUGGAUCUUGGGAUCGACCUUUCACUAGCCAUCCAAAGAAAGCCCCUGGCACUGGAGAAUUAGUUGUAAUGGGGAUUGAGCCAAAGAAACCCUACUUUAUGCUUGGAAUAAUUUCAGCUGAUGGAAAGAAAAUAAUGCACAAAGCAGACCUCAGAUUCAACAGAUGUAGUCUUUGUCAUGAAAUAGGUGUUACACAAAGGUACAAUGUGAUCAUGGAUUUCCCGCUAACAUUGAACAUAAUGCGACUCAUUAGGGGAGGCCCAUUAAUAAAGUAUGAGAAGGAGGGAUAUGCGAGAAUAGGAGUAAUGCCACGCUAUGGUGAUGCUGAUUCAAUCCGAUGGUUUGAAGUGGAACCAUGCUGUGUGUUUCACGUCAUAAACUCCUUUGAACAUAAUGACGAGGUGGUGGUAAUAGCAUUGAGAGCCUGUAAAUCGGCUAUACCAGGACCUGACUUUGGACUGGACAAAUUUGAAUGGUUUUCCAAAGGCUUUCAGCAUACAAAAGAUCAUAUUGACGAAAAUUGUGACAAAUUUUCUACAGACGACGAAUCAUUUCUUUGUCGCGUGUGUGAAUGGAGAUUGAACAUGCAUACCGGAGAGGUGAAGCAGAGGAUUCUCACCGGAACUGAUUUCUCGAUGGAAUUUCCGAUGAUUAAUCACAAUUUUGUGGGAGUUAGAAACAAAUUUGGUUACACCCAAGUUGUUGACUCGCAAGCUAGCUCUAUUUCAGGGAUCGCAAAAUAUGGAGGGUUGGCCAAGCUAAAUUUUGAGCAUUGGAGAUUUGAAACCUCCAUGGAUGAAAAAGAAUCACAAGAUUUGAUGAAAGUUGAGUACCAUAUGCUCCCAAACAACACAUUUUGCAGUGGAGCUACGUUUGUUCCAAGAAUCGGAGGAGUGGACGAGGAUGAUGGUUGGAUUAUCAUGUUUGUACACAACGAAAACACAAAUAUAUCUCAGGUAUAUAUAGUUGAUGCAAAGAAGUUUUCAAGUGAAGCAGUUGCAGUAAUUAGCUUACCAAGUAGAGUGCCAUAUGGAUUUCAUGGAGCUUUCAUGUCAUUAGACUGUUAACAACUUAAUUAACAUGUUAUAAUAAUCUGUUAAUUAAUGUCAAUAAAAUGUUUGUGUAUA
Ipomoea nil (Japanese morning glory) is the source of this 1973-nucleotide messenger RNA. Its product is annotated as carotenoid 9,10(9',10')-cleavage dioxygenase 1-like. Gene Ontology annotation, cellular component: chloroplast stroma. The transcript is spliced from 13 exons. The record is from RefSeq and is a predicted model, not a curated record. NCBI's taxonomy places the organism in Eukaryota, Viridiplantae, Streptophyta, Magnoliopsida, Solanales, Convolvulaceae. Gene Ontology annotation, molecular function: carotenoid dioxygenase activity. The coding region runs from base 75 to 1913 and encodes 612 amino acids. Gene Ontology annotation, biological process: carotene catabolic process.